UCGCCGGCAGGACACCCAUGCGUGCGCCUACUCAGAAAUGCCAGGCAGACUCUGACUUGCUGACAGCAGAGAUAGAGCACGGCCAAGAAUGGGGGUUAGUAUCAGACUCUGGUAGACAGAAUUACAAGGAUCAGAGAGGAGGCUACAGCGGUUCUAAAGGGUCUCAUGCCAGUCCACAGCAGUCCCAGAGGAGAUCACAGGUGAUGGGGAGCCCAAAGAUUAGACCCAGGGCGAACAGUGGGGCAGACAGAGAUGGAGGAAGGAAGCCUGCACCCCAACAUUCGGAGCCCAAAAUGGACUACAGGGUGUUAAGUAAUUCUCCUGGAGCUCAGAGGAUUCAGAGGGGUGGGUUAACAGGACAGGAGUUGCCAGGUUGUGGCCGAGUGAGGGAUGAAGGACUUAUUGAGCUGCUGGACAUGCUGGACAUCCAACACGAUUACAGCUCCAGUCCCAGAACAGGACACACAAUUUACAGACAGGAGCCACAGCAGGUAAACCAAGCUGAGUUGUCCCCAGUUAAACCUAAGAGGAGCUUCUCUCGUCCCGCGCGACCAGCCAACCAGCGACCUCCCUCCAGAUGGGCCAGCUGCACCCCGACUGCCAGGAUCACCGUCCCAUCAGGCCCAAUGUACCGUCCCCCAAGCCCUCUUACUCGCCCCCCAAGCCCCAUGAUCAGAGCCCAAAGUCCAGCCCUGAAGCACCGGCCUCUCAUCUCCUACUCUCUUCAGACUGAGACUGUCAUAAUGUGAUACUUUCUCUACUUCCCUUUCAAUAAAGCUUGAUCCCUUCCCAGGGAAACCCCUCCUGUGGUUCCCACCGAACACCCUCUCUCUUUGUAAAUACUAAGGACAUCUGAUAAAGUGCUUUAAGAGAGUUGCUGCGAAGUGCUUCGUUUCAUCUUGAUGCCACGUUCAAGAUAAAAAACAUCCAAAACAUCCUCCAGUGUUGCUGUGGCUUUUUGCUUCUUCUGUGCCCAACAUUUGCCAACCCAUCAACAUAUAGCUUUUUGCAGUUCCCCCCUUUCCCACUUUCCUCUUUUUUUUAAAUUUGAAUUUCAGGCCUUUUCUGUAUAAAGAGAUUUAGCAUGCAGCCCUAGUUAGAGGGUGCGUGCUCGUGUGUUUAAUCCUCACGGUUGCCAUGUUG
This is a messenger RNA of Xiphias gladius (swordfish), 1143 nucleotides long. RefSeq lists its product as uncharacterized. The record is from RefSeq and is a predicted model, not a curated record. NCBI's taxonomy places the organism in Eukaryota, Metazoa, Chordata, Actinopteri, Istiophoriformes, Xiphiidae. The transcript is spliced from 2 exons. The coding region runs from base 18 to 749 and encodes 243 amino acids.